Messenger RNA from Penicillium brasilianum, 1098 nucleotides. NCBI's taxonomy places the organism in Eukaryota, Fungi, Ascomycota, Eurotiomycetes, Eurotiales, Aspergillaceae. The record is from the annotation of a GenBank genome assembly.
AUGCCUGAUCGCUCACGUGCUUUUACCCUGCUUGGGGCGCUGUUAUAUCUUCCUUUUGGCGCAGUCGAGGCAGCAAACCUAUUCUCCAGGGGCACCGCGACUACCGCUGUUAGCACUAAUGCCUGGGUUAUUCCUUUGACCGGCCCGACGACCACCGGUGCGACAUGGGGCGCCAACAUCUCCGAGUCGGCAGAUAAAGCCUCCAAUAAGGUCCCUAUCGCCCUCGGAGGUGGUGACCAAAACGAUUCGUUGAGCACGGCGAUAGCCGUGGAUGCGAUUGCAUCUGCUGGGACUAGCAAUGAACAGCUCCUUGUGCCCAGGGGCCCAGAGCUCCCGUUAGGGAAUACUUCACUCAGUGUUCAGAGUGGAGGGUCGAUCAUCCAGAAGGCGUCUAUACCAACGGUCCCAUUCAGUCUGACUCUGGGGUAUGGCAGCACGUGGAAUGGUUCCGUUAUCCUUGGCGGAUAUUUCGACAAAAAUCGCAUAUUUGGAGAGAAAUGGACGCCAACGGAAGAAACUUCGGGUGGUAACACGACACUCCUGUCAACCGGUAAACAGUCCAUUGGUACGGUGAGCAUUCGCAAGUUCACCUUCCAGGGUGAUGUGAGCGGCGACGAAGGCUCAAAGAUCACUCCUUCCACUCCCUUUGGUAACUCCAAGGCCGGUACGGUGGAUUCUAACCACGACGCAAUUCUCGAUUUUACCUCGGAUACCAUUGCUCUUCCAAGGACUAUUGUGGCUCAAACAUCACGAUCACUCUCAACCCUGGUUCCCGUUCCGGCCGAGUUGACAAGUUCCAAUCAGUGUACGAGCACCUCGGGCACGAUAGUCUUGGGGAAGCCGUUCUUCCAAGCGGCCAUUAUCCAUGUUGACAGCGGUGGGGACAUAUAUUUCAAUGCAGCUAAUCGUUGGGCGUUCCCCGUCAGCCUUGAUGUCUUCAAUAAGGAUGCUAUGCUCAAUGUGCCCAGUCAGCCAGCCACUGCAACACAGUCUGCGACCCCAACCGCGACCAAGUCGUCGUCGGCUGCUCUGCAUGGGCUGCCAAGUCCUAUGUGGAUGGCGCUCAUGGCUGUCUCUGCCUUGUUCUUCACUGCGUAA